CUCCAAAAGAAAAAAGAAUAAUAUAUGGAGCCUCCCACUUGCCUCUGCUUCUUUUUAAAUACUUGUCCGAAAGAAAAAAAAUCCUCAACCGGAGAAAAUUCCGACAAAAGUUUAGCAAAAGCAACGGUGAUUCUCCGGCGAUGAAGUAACUAUGGGUUUCUUCAGACGUCUUUUCGGGAGCAAGAAGCAGGAGAAAACAACACAUACGAAGAACAAGAGUAAAAAAUGGAGCUUCACCACCAGAUCCUCGAAUCCGACGUCGUCUUCUCAUCCAAGCAAGAGACGCACCGAUGAAGAAAUCCUGGACGCCGACAAGCAUGCGAUAGCCGUCGCAGCUGCCACCGCCGCGGUGGCUGAGGCGGCACUAGCGGCUGCUCACGCGGCGGCGGAGGUCGUGAGACUCACCGGAAGAGGAGGCGGUAGAACCUCGUCGGUAACUCAAGCUAAUCGGAAUAAUCGCCGGUUGGCUCAAGAGUAUGUUGCGGCGGGGAAGAUUCAAUCAGCUUUCCGUGGCUACUUGGCGAGGAGGGCGUUGAGAGCAUUGAAGGCGUUAGUGAAGCUCCAAGCGUUAGUGAAAGGACACAUAGUGAGGAAACAAACAGCCGAUAUGCUACGUCGGAUGCAAACCCUUGUCAGACUCCAAGCUCGAGCAAGAGCAUCUCGCUCUUCUCACGUUCCUCCCUCUCCACACUCUCUCCACGCACGAUGCGUUUCAGAGGCUGAAUACAGCAAAGUCAUUGCCAUGGACCACCACCGUUCUCUAUGGAACGCACCGCAGUACAGCGAAGACAAUGACAAGAUCCUAGAAGUCGACACUUGGAAGCCUCACUUCGCUUCCUACUACCACAAGGAGUCGUCGCCAAGUAAAAGAGGAUCUCUUCCCACAAGUCCACAAGUAAGGUCUAGACCAGGAAGCAGCAGUGGCGGCGGCUCGAGGAGAAGAACACCGUUCACGCCGACGAGAAGCGAGUACGAGUACUACUCUGGGUAUUACCCUAACUACAUGGCUAACACUGAGUCUUACAGAGCAAAAGUCCGGUCACAAAGUGCACCGAGACAGAGGCUUCACGAGUUGUCUUCAGAGAGUGGCGGCUACAAGAGGUCAGUUCAGGGACAGUAUUACUACUACACAGCUGCUGCAGAACGAUCGUUUGAUCAGCGUUCAUAUCUCGGCUCUGAUCCUAAUUUGUUUUUAGUAGUUGAAGGAAUGUGUAAAUCAGAUACCGACACACAAAGUACAGACAGUGAUCAAUCUCUGUUACGUAAUUUUCUUCUGACUAGAUCCUACGGUACAGAUCUUGUACCAACAGGCUAGGGGGGUCCACAUUUGUCUGGUUAAAGAAACUUCAAUAAUUUGUAGUGAUGUCAAGUCACAAGUUCGAGCAA
Messenger RNA from Brassica napus (rape), 1386 nucleotides. Its product is annotated as protein IQ-DOMAIN 24. The record is from RefSeq and is a predicted model, not a curated record. Bases 152 to 1315 code for a protein of 387 amino acids. NCBI's taxonomy places the organism in Eukaryota, Viridiplantae, Streptophyta, Magnoliopsida, Brassicales, Brassicaceae. Gene Ontology annotation, molecular function: protein binding. The transcript is spliced from 2 exons.